UACUCGUAAUGAAAGGUUCGAAAAUAUUAAUCGACGCGUAGUGUUGUAGAAAUAGAAACUAGAAGUAUUCUAAUAGAAAGAUGUUUGUGUGAAUAAAAUCAUCUCCAAAGUGCAAUGGAUGAAACAAAAUUGUUAAAAAUCAUCCUACUAAGCUUGCUGUGCAAAACCACCCUUGGGGCACCAUUCACCUUCCCGGACAGCUCCCGCACCGAAAGCAACCGAAGCCGCGAAGCAACCCCCUCACGGCAGAGUGAAUUCGAAGGUCGCAGUAUUCGCGGCGGCUACGGCCCGCAGAAAUUUUCCGACUACAGCCGGUACAAUGUUUACGAGCACGAAUACGAUGACUUUCGAAGAUCAACGACCACCGUCGGUCCGUUUCUCACAACAACCAGGCAGUCGUACAACAAUCGCCAACCAAACGCGUACUAUAAUCGAUUACCGCCACCGAAAAACGAUGAACCCAUCGAGGUGGAAGCGGAAGAUGAUUAUAGUGAUGAGAACGUAGAGGAUGUACCGGAUCCAGUGACAUCGAAGCCAGGCACUGCGUCUGCAGCAGACUACAGUAGUUCCGGCUAUGGCAGUAGGCCGAGCACGUUCAACAAUUUAUUCUUCAAUGCGAACGACAAGUUCUUCGGACUGGGGAAUCUUUUCGGAGAAGAUCGACGCAAACACAAAUUUAAGUUUAAACGACGGAAACCUGGCCAACCGUGCAUUCCUUAUGAUCUCUUCAAUAAAUUAAGGUUGACUGGCCGCGAUGCAUACGGGAAUCGAAUCGACCCGAAAACGUUAUACCCUCCCUUGAACUUGGUACUGGCCGAUGUGAACUAUUAUUCCCCGUCGAACAAUUACAACGGUCAGGGAGGAUCUCACGAUACAGGUACAGGUGGCGGUGCAAUUUUCAAUAACAACUUCUACGAUGCCGUCGGUGGUUAUCCGUGUACGAGUGCGAAUUUCGGACAUAAACCUCAUAAGCCGCAUAAACCGCACGGUGGUGGACCACUCGGUUUCUUCGGUCAGGGUGGACUCUUCGAUUGGGCCCCAUCGGCUGAUGCUGUUCAGAGUGAUACGGGAGAAGGAGGAACAGGAGGCGGAGGAUCGUCCAACCGACCGACGGUUGUGUUCAAUCUGAACGAUGCCAUUGACACAGUGGCCACUAACUGGAAACCUGGAGAAAGCUUUCAGAACAUGAUGAAAGUGAUCGCUGAGUUCAUCACGUCGGUGGCCGGCGGCGUGCCGGCUGCUGCUGGAGAAGUAGUUGGGGAUACGGUCGACACAGUGAGGAAGGUUAACAGUGAGUUUGUCAGUUUGUUUACGUGA
Topomyia yanbarensis is the source of this 1317-nucleotide messenger RNA. RefSeq lists its product as uncharacterized. The record is from RefSeq and is a predicted model, not a curated record. NCBI's taxonomy places the organism in Eukaryota, Metazoa, Arthropoda, Insecta, Diptera, Culicidae. Bases 115 to 1317 code for a protein of 400 amino acids. The transcript has 3 exons.